This is a messenger RNA of Protopolystoma xenopodis, 414 nucleotides long. The record is from the annotation of a GenBank genome assembly. Lineage: Eukaryota; Metazoa; Platyhelminthes; Monogenea; Polystomatidea; Polystomatidae.
GUAUCCCAUAAGCUAGCAUCUUGGUGUUUGUCGAGGCAUUUUUUUUUGCGAAUUGGUCAGUAUUUUGCUCAACCAUGUCGAUGGCGCUAUGUCCGCGACCCAGGUACUCUGGAUAAGCGUCUUCUAAGAGCUGUAUCCAAGCCUGUCAUACCAAUGCCCAAAAUUAGCCCCGUUGAAACUAGACUGCACUUAGAAGAACAAAAAAAGUUGAAGCUUGAGAAUAGCUCAUACAGACGGUUCCUUGUAGAGCGUGCUCUCACUGAUUUUUAUGCAAAAGCUGAUGGAAGAAUGGUGAUUUUCAUUCAACCUCUGCAAUGUCCCUCACAUCAUUUCAUUCAGUUUAAAAAUCUUCUUUUUCACAAAGGCCUUCAUUUUCAUAAGUUUCCACUGGACAUAUUAAGUUACGCAUUGUAA